Molecule: messenger RNA, 1293 nt
Organism: Dendrobium catenatum
Lineage: Eukaryota; Viridiplantae; Streptophyta; Magnoliopsida; Asparagales; Orchidaceae
Product: zinc finger AN1 and C2H2 domain-containing stress-associated protein 16
Exons: 3
Coding region: 148-1011 (287 amino acids)
Cellular component (GO): cytoplasm
Molecular function (GO): zinc ion binding
Source: RefSeq, a predicted model, not a curated record
UUCAGUAACGCGCUUUCUCUUCCGGUGGUAUUUGGACGGAGAGUUGACGUGAAAGAGGUGCCGUCACCUUUGGCAUUCCUGAAAGCUAUCGCCUUAUCUUUUAUCGAAAACCUAGCUCGAUCCUACCGGCCGGCGCCUUGAUCUCCGAUGGGCACACCGGCGUUCCCCAAUCUGGGAAAGCAUUGCAGCGUCGAAGACUGCAAACUCAUUGACUUCCUUCCCUUCACCUGCGACUGUUGUGAUAAAGUAUUCUGUCUGCAACACAGAAGUUACGCCAAGCACUUGUGUCCAAAUGCAAACCAAAUGGAUGUAACCGUGCUUGUUUGUCCACUUUGUGCUCAAGGUGUCCGUCUUGUUCCAAAUGAAGAUCCAAACAUCACUUGGGAUCUUCAUGUGAAUGGCGAUUGCGACCCAUCAAAUUAUCAAAAGGUAACCAAGAAGAAACGGUGUCCUGCUCCUGGAUGCAGAGAAAUAUUGGUUUUUUCGAACACAAUUCGAUGCAAGGACUGCACCCAAGAGCACUGCCUGAGACAUAGAUUUGGCCCUGACCACAAUUGCCUUGGACCAAGGAAACCUGAUACAGGCUUUCCAUUCAUAGGUGUGCUGAGGAGUCAGAAGGGUAAUUCUACGCCAAAUCAAACUUCAAAUGGCUCCUCAAAAUGGAGUUUAGGCCUACUGAAUGCUGCAUCAAGCAUAAGAGCCUCUGCUGAAGCUAGCAUGCAGAGACUGGCUAUUGCAACUAACCAAGCUCUGCAUAAGGCCAAAGAUGGAAUGGCUCAGGGCAGUGGUGCAAAUGGUGAUCUUGUUGAAAGUUGCAUUCACUGUCAUGCAAGAUUCGCCAAUGUUACUUCUCUAAUUGAGCAUGUAGAGAAAGUACAUGAGAGUAAAGUAAAACAAGCUCCCAAUAGAGUAAUAGUUGAUGUUUGCCCCAGGUGCAGCAAAGCAUUCAGGGACCCAGUAUUGUUGGUGGAGCAUGUUGAGAAGGAUCAUGGAGGCUUCUCAAAAUCUUAAUGCUUAACUGGUCAACUGAAACUUUGUGUCCUUUGCCACUGUACAGUGCAUUCAGCUCAAGGCUAUGCAGCAAGUAUUGUUUUUCUGCAGAAUAUUCUCUACUUAUCAAAGAGCAUUCUUUCCAAACAGGCUCACCUUAUCUUUACCUUCUCCAUACGACAAGGGCGAUUGAUUACAUUAUAUGCACGACUGGACUUUGUAACGAUCUGAUUGCAACAUAGUCCUUUCGGUGUUCAUUUAUAGCACAAUUUUAGUUUAUAUUAUUUAAACAUAUUUCUUCUA